AUGGCUGAAUAAAUUGUAUAAAUCAUUAACAAUUUAGUCGGAUAAAUAUAGAAUCCCGAGAUCCAAAAAUAAGCUGAGGAAUCUUUAAAUCUUUUUAGUUCUUAAAAUCCAAACGAAUUCGUUUAAUACUUAAUAUAAAUUUUAAAAAAUUCUUAAAAUGAAUAACAUAGAGUAUUCGUAGCCAGUCAUUUAAGAAAAAUAACAUCUAAAUUUGCCGAAAAAUCAUUUGUAAACAUAUGGGAUUAACUUAACGUAGAAUCUUAAUAAUUAAUAUAGACUUAAUUAUUCGAAUGCUUAAAAACCGAACCUGUUUAAAACAUAAGAUACUUAAUAAGUGAUUGUAUAGGAGAAUUAGCAGGUUCUUUAUUAGAAGAUCCUUAAAAUAAUAAGUGGCCUGAACUUGUCCCAUUAUUAUGGUAAUUAUUUAUGCAAUCAAAUACAAACUUAAUAGAAAGUGGUUUCAAAAUUUUAGUGAAUUUAUUAACUUUUGCUUCUGAUACAUUUGAAAAGAGCCAAAAUGAACUCAAGAAUUUAUUCUAAAAUGGUAUAUAGAAUGAAAACGUUAAAAUAUCAGUAGCUUGUAUAUAAGCAUUAGGAGCAUAUCUAUCAGUAUUAGAACCUAAAUAAGCAAAAGGAUUUUAAUACUUAAUUCCUUAAAUGUUAAAUACUCUUUACAAAGUCCUAAAAACUGAUUAAGAUGAAGGAUAACUUAUUUUGGAAGUUUUUACUGAUAUUGUAGAAACUGAACCUAAAUUUUUCAAGGAAAAUUUCGAAUAAUUAUUCUCUACUGUUUGGAAAAUCAAUAUGGAAGAAAAAGAAAUUGAAACUGAUAUCAAACAUAUGGGAACUGAAACUUUAAUAUCUUUAGUUUAAAGAUUACCUUAAAUUGUUCGUAAGAAUUAAGAAUACUUAUUAAAAUUAAUUGAAUUGAUUUUCUCUCAUAUGAUUGAAAUAGACCAAGAAGUAACCGAUGAAUGGAAAUAACCUCCUGAAGGUUUCAAUGAAGAUAUAGAAGAAGAUGCAGAUUUCGAAACUACAAGAUUUGGUAUGAAUGCAAUAGAUAGAAUUAUAGAUUCAGUAGGAGAUAAAGAAACACUUCCUAUAUUAUCAUAAACAGUAGAAAAAUUACUCUAACAUGCUGAUUGGAGAUAUAACUAUGCAGCUAUUAUGGCUCUUUCUUAAGUCGGUGAAUAUAUUGAUGAUGUAGCCACUGUUUAACCUAUUAUGGAUGUCGUUUUGAAAUUCUUAAGUUCUCCAAAUCCAGUUAUUAGAUAUGGUGUUUUCCAUGCUAUUGGGUAAAUAUCAGAUGAUAUGAAACCUGAGUUCUAAACUGUAUAUAAAGAUAGCAUUAUGAAAGUAAUUCUUUAACAUUUAGAUGAUCCCGUACCUAGAGUAGCCUCUCAUGCAGCUGCAGCUUUGACUAAUUUUGUUGAAGGAUUUACUGAAUAAGAUGUAUAACCUUAUUUGUAGGUUACUUUGGAAAAAUUGUUUGCUUUAGUAAAUAGUGGAUGUUCGAUUGUAAAGGAAAAUUGCAUGACUGCUAUUGCUUCUACUGCUGAGGCUGCAAAAGAACAUUUUCAUGCUUACUUUGAUAUAUCUAUGCCUAUUUUAUUCAAGGUAUUUGAUGCUUAUAAAGGAAAAGAAUAUAAAUAAUUAAGAGGUUAAACUAUUGAAUGUAUUACUCUUAUUGCACACUCUGUUUCUAAAGAGAAAUUCCUUCCUUAUCUUGAUUAAAUUACUAAUAUUAUUAUUAACAUAUAAGAAUCUAAUCUUGAUAAUUAAGAUCCUUAAAAGACUUACGUACUUUCUGGUUGGUAACGUCUUUGUUUGAAAUACAAUGUAGAAUUAACUACUUAUUUACCAAAAAUAUUACCUGGUGUAUUCAAAAUUGUAAGCUAAAUAAUAAAAAAAGAUGCCUGUGAUUCUGAUGAAGCUGAAGUAGCUCUUGCUAUGUUGGAAGUAUUUAUUGAUUAAUUCGGAUCUAAUUAUGUUAAUUAUGUAGAGGAAACUACUAAAUUAAUAUCACCUUUAUGCAGUUAUAAAUACUCUGAAUCUAUUAGAGAUUAAGCAUCGAAAUGUUUACCUGGUUUGAUUAAAUGUGCUUAAUAAUAACCAGAAACUUAAAAAAAUAUGGUGAGAUAUUUCCUUGGAUUAUUAUGGGAUGCUGCAUCUUCGGAAUUCGAUAGCGAAAUUAUAAUUUCUUAAAUUACUGCAAUGAAAGAAUGUAUAGAGAGUUGUGGAAAAUUCAUGACUUAAUAAGAAAUAUAAAGUCUCUCAGAUAAAGUUAUUAAGUUACUUUUGGAUUCUGAUAAAAGAAAAGCUGAGAAUGAAAAAUGGAAAAAUGAAGAAGAUGUUGAAGAUGAAGAAAAAAACAUACUUGAAGAAGAUCUUAAAAUUGAAGAAAAUUUAUAAGUUUCUAUCGCUGAAUUAAUUGGGGUACUUUUCAAAACUCAUAAAGAAUAAACACUUAAUUUGGCUCACAUUUUAUAUACUUAAGUGUUACCUAAAGUUAUGGAUAGCAAAGUUUCAGAUAAUAUGCAUAAAUUCGGACUUUUCCUUAUUGAUGAUAUGGUUGAAUUCCUCGGAUUUGAACAUAUGGGGGAUAAAUGGGGCGAAUUUGCUUAAGCUUUGUCUAUUUUUGCUGUUGAUAAAUCUUCAUAAGUUAGAUAGGCAGCAGUAUAUGGAAUUGGUAUUUUCGCUUAAGUUACCCCUACUGCAUAAUUCUCUGUUUAUGCUUAAGGUUUAGUUAAAACUUUACUUGCUUCUAUUGCUUAUCCUUAAGGAAGUGAAAAGGAAAAAACUUAUGGCCAUGCAAAAGAUAAUGCUAUUAGUUCUCUUGGUAAAAUUAUUAGAUAUUAAAGUGAAAGUUUAUCUCUUAAUGAAAUUUUGGGCUUAUGGUUAAAUAAUCUUCCUCUUAAAUUCGAUAAAUAAGAAGGCGUAUUUUAACAUAGAUUACUUGCCGAACUCACAAUUAAUAGACCUGAUCUAAUUACUUAAAAUGAGGGUUUCAUUUAAAAAACUAUUGUUACUUUUGGAUAAGUUUUGGGAACUAAAUUUGUUGAUUAAGAAGGUACUGCUCUUAUUCAUUAAGCUAUAAAUAGAUUAACUUAAGUUGAUUUUGUUAAAAAUAAUUGGAAUUCUAUUGUGGCUAAUUUAACUGACGGAUAAAAAGUUAAAUUAUAAUAAGGUGCUUAGGCUUAAUGAUUUUUAUUUUUUUAAUUCUAAGAGAAUGAAAAUAUUUUUUUUCAUUUUUUCUUUAAAAUAUAAGUUUA
Messenger RNA from Ichthyophthirius multifiliis, 3272 nucleotides. RefSeq lists its product as hypothetical. Gene Ontology annotation, cellular component: nucleus; cytoplasm. NCBI's taxonomy places the organism in Eukaryota, Ciliophora, Oligohymenophorea, Hymenostomatida. The transcript is spliced from 2 exons. The record is from RefSeq and is a predicted model, not a curated record. Gene Ontology annotation, biological process: protein import into nucleus. Gene Ontology annotation, molecular function: nuclear import signal receptor activity; small GTPase binding.